AUGAUCCGUCUACUGCUUCUGUCGCUUAUCGUGGGGACUGCAGUCGCGGUGCCGACUGCGAAGAUGUGUGCAAAGUUCGCGAAGUUUGUGGAGCCGUGGAACCCGUUGCCAGAGACCUUGCUUUCGUGGUCAAAGUCGAAGAAAAACUGUGAUAAAAUUCAGCCGCGGCCGCGUGAGAUGACAUGCGAGGACAUCCAACGAUUCAUCGCCGACUGUAAUUAUGGCGAAGGAGGACCUGCAGCCGACAAGGGAGAAGUGCUACCAACGACGAAUCGUGAUCUCGUACAAAACUACUACCAGAGUACCUACAGUAAUUACCCAAGAGUACUUGGCAAAUACAUUUACUACAAUGCAGCUACAGCUUCCGAUUAUGGACAGUUUGGAAACUGGUACUACCCCAACUAUUACCCUCCGACAUACCUCGGUUAUUAUGAUGGUCGAGAAGGAAGCAUAGCUCAGUUGGAGAACGACUACAAAUUUGCGAAGGGAGGGCAUUAUCCCUAUAACAGGUAA
Cooperia oncophora is the source of this 513-nucleotide messenger RNA. The record is from the annotation of a GenBank genome assembly. NCBI's taxonomy places the organism in Eukaryota, Metazoa, Nematoda, Chromadorea, Rhabditida, Trichostrongylidae.